Molecule: messenger RNA, 1149 nt
Organism: Rhagoletis zephyria (snowberry fruit fly)
Lineage: Eukaryota; Metazoa; Arthropoda; Insecta; Diptera; Tephritidae
Source: RefSeq, a predicted model, not a curated record
AUGGCAUCAACAGCUGGUCAAACCAUUGAGUGCCUCGCCGCCGUGGCCUGGGAAGCAAACAAGCCGCUGCAAAUUGAGACCGUCUCCGUUGCUGCUCCCAAGGCCGGCGAAGUGCGUAUUCGCAUCCUCGCCACCGGUGUCUGCCACACUGAUCUGUACACCCUCAGUGGCCUUGAUCCGGAGGGCAUCUUUCCCACGAUCCUCGGACACGAAGGUGCCGGUGUGGUGGAGAGUGUCGGCGAGGGAGUGACUUCGGUUCAACCUGGUGACCACGUUAUUCCCUGCUACAUUCCCCAGUGUGGCGACUGCAAGUUCUGUCACAGCAAGAAGACCAACCUGUGCUCGAAGAUCCGAAACACUCAGGGUCGAGGUGUGAUGCCUGAUGGAACCUCGCGCUUCACCUGCAAGGGACAGAGUCUGUUCCACUUUAUGGGAACCUCGACUUUUGCCGAAUACACCGUGGUGGCUGAGAUUUCCGUCGCCAAAGUGAACACUGCUGCACCACUUGAUAAAGUCUGCCUGCUUGGUUGUGGUAUCUCCACUGGAUAUGGUGCCGCGCUGAACACCGCCGAUGUUGAAAAAGACACAUCGGUGGCCAUCUUUGGCUUGGGAACUGUGGGGUUGGCCGCAGCCUACGGAGCUAAGCAGCGAGGUGCCAAAGACAUCAUCGGCGUUGACAUCAACCCCUCCAAGUUUGAGGUUGGAAAAAAAUUUGGUUGCACUCGCUUCGUGAAUCCCAAAGAUUAUCCAGACCGGCCAAUCCAAGAGGUCUUGGUAGAGCUGACAGACGGCGGCUUGGACUACACUUUUGAGUGCAUCGGCAAUGUGCAGACGAUGCGUGCCGCUCUGGAGGCCUGUCACAAAGGCUGGGGCCAAUCGAUUAUCAUUGGCGUUGCAAGUGCAGGACAAGAAAUUAGCACACGACCAUUUCAGCUAGUCACCGGACGAGUCUGGAAGGGUAGCGCAUUUGGUGGCUGGAAGAGCCGAGACAGCGUCCCCAAACUGGUGGAUGCCUACAUGGCCGGCAACCUGAUGGUGGAUGAGCACAUCACUCACUCGGUGAACUUGGAACAAAUCAAUGAUGCAUUCACCUACAUGAAGCAGGGCGUCUCGCUGCGAUCGAUCGUCUACUUCUCCAAGAGUGCAUAG